Messenger RNA from Nymphalis io (European peacock), 2444 nucleotides. RefSeq names its product retinol dehydrogenase 13-like. Bases 393 to 1358 code for a protein of 321 amino acids. The transcript has a single exon. Gene Ontology annotation, molecular function: oxidoreductase activity. The record is from RefSeq and is a predicted model, not a curated record. Lineage: Eukaryota; Metazoa; Arthropoda; Insecta; Lepidoptera; Nymphalidae.
UUUAAAAUUACGCUCAAGGUUAUUUCUAUAUAGAACAGUAAACAAUUCGAACACCCGUUAGUCGUUACACAACAGAUGACAGCGACGCGUACGCACGCUCAACGCCUCAUUUAGUAUCAUAAAGCGGACACGAGACGUUUGGUCACUUUCAUAUCGAUGAAUAGGCAUUAUACAUUAUAUCUACUGAUAUAUGCAAUUUAUUUUAUCUAAUACCACGUUCGUUCGUUCGUUCAUAUCGUAUCAUAUCAUGUAUAGAUACUCGUCUACUUUUGUAGAUUGCGUUAACAUGACCUCGUAUUUGAUAACGAUAUUUUUAUUAUAUGUAGUAUGAUUGUAGUUACAGUACACUGCUUAGCAGACUGUGAUUUACUUUUACAAAAAAGAAAAUUUAUAUGUUAAAAAUGAUUUUGUUGUUAAUUUUUUCAGCCAUAGUUGUUUUUUUUUUAACAGUGAAAAUAUAUCAGAAAUUUACAUGUCGUGUGUGUCAGUCAAGUGUUCAUAUGGUAGGAAAGGUAGUGAUUAUAACUGGUGGUAAUAGUGGAAUAGGAUUGGAGACAGCGAAAAAUCUGGCAGACCGUGGGGCACGUAUAAUUAUAGCAUGCCGUAGUAUCAAGCGAGCUCAGGAGGCUACAAAAGAGAUAAUCAAGACAACAGGAAAUAAAGACAUUGAAUAUCGACGUCUCGACUUGGCAUCAUUUCGGUCUAUUCGGGAAUUCAGUGAAAACAUAUUGAAAACAGAAAAACGCUUAGAUGUUCUUAUAAACAAUGCCGCUGCAGGUGGCCUCGGAAACUAUAAAACUGAAGACGGUAACCACGUGGGUAUGCAAGUGAAUUAUUUUGGGCCUUUUCUGUUAACAAAUCUCCUGUUGCCACUUUUAAAAUCAUCCGCACCAAGCCGAAUUAUAAAUGUAUCCUCGGUCAUUCAUAAAUACGGUGAAAUGGACUUUGAAAAUUUAAACAUGGAAAAGUACUGGAGCGAUUAUUUGGUUUAUGCUAAUAGUAAAUUAUAUUUAAAUUUAAUGACAUUGGAGCUCAGUCGCAGAUUAGAAGGAACGAAUGUAACCGUAAAUGCUUUGCAUCCAGGUGUUGCAGCCACAAAUAUUUUCAGAAAUAUAAAGAGUGAUACUAUUCGAAAUAUAGUAUUGAUCAUGUUAAAUUCUUUAUACAAAAGUGUUUGGGAGGCAGCACAGACAUCGAUAUAUCUCGCUGUAUCACCAGAUGUGCAAAAUGUGAGUGGUCGCUAUUUUAGUGAUUGUCAAGAGAAAACCCCAUCUAAAUUAUCGAGAGAUUUAGAAAUCGCAAAAAGACUUUGGGAAGAGUCUGAAAAAAUUGUAAAAUGUACUUUAAGUAUUAGCUAAUAUAUUAUAUUAUACUAUAAAAAUUUGUACAUGACAAUUAAUAUAGACGCAUUAAUCAGUGUUAUCGUUGUAGGCAUUCUAGUUCUUUAUUUUGUUCUUUAGUUCUGAGAUCGUAUUAUAUUAGCGUUUGCUUUUUCCUUUUUCAAUUGAUGAAAGUUUGAUAACAAUAAUUUAUAUACGAAGCGUGUUUAUUAUUUUAUGUUGAAUAUUCUCCUCAUUUAAAUUACUUAGAUUUAUAACAUAAAAAAUGGCGAUACAUUUUAUCGAAGGCUAAAUUGUGUUAUAAAUUUUUUAACACUUCUUAGAAUUAAUCGCAUUGUACAAAAACCUCCUUAAUACCUGUAUCAAACUUUUUUUUAUUUUUUAUAGGAAGGUGGACGAGCAUAUGGGCCACCUGAUGGUAAGUGGUCACCAAACGCCCUUAGACAUUGGCAUUGUAAGAAAUGUCAACCAUCGCUUAUAGCCAAUGCGCCACCAACCUUGGGAACUAAGAUUUUAUGUCCCUUGUGCCUGUAAUUACACUGGCUCAUUCACCCUUCAAACCGGAACACAACAAUAUCAAGUAUUGCUGUUUAGCGGUAGAAUAUCUGAUGAGUGGGUGGUACCUACCCAGACGAGCUUGCACAAAGCCCUACCACCAGUAAAAUAGCUGUGACCUAGAUACAAACAAUAGUUUUAUUAAUUAGAUUUUUUUUAAAAUGCGUGUUAUAUUAAUUAAUGCUAUGAGUUUGGUAGUCUUUGCCGAUCCUUAUAUAGUUCAAUUGUUUCUACUAUUUCUUAUUUCAACUAUUCAACUAUUUAUUUAAUGUAAUCUAUAUAUAUGUUUUAAAAUAUAAUGUUAUUCUUAAAAUAUAAAGCUAAGAUUUUUUUUACACAUUAUAAUUAAAUAUUAUUUUUUGUUUGAUAUCUAGUGUUAACGCCAAGCACAAACACUCACGCAAAAAAUAAAAUACGUAUAUUUGCUUAACGUUAACCAUCAGGCGUAACAUAUUAUAUAUAUAUAUGACGUAUCGUACUUCACUAUGUAUUAGUUACUUGUCAACUGCAAUUUGUAAGCUUGACAUUAAAGUAAACUACUAAAGACGA